Messenger RNA from Xyrauchen texanus (razorback sucker), 5080 nucleotides. RefSeq names its product junctophilin-1-like. The record is from RefSeq and is a predicted model, not a curated record. The coding region runs from base 253 to 2259 and encodes 668 amino acids. Lineage: Eukaryota; Metazoa; Chordata; Actinopteri; Cypriniformes; Catostomidae. Gene Ontology annotation, cellular component: endoplasmic reticulum membrane; junctional membrane complex; plasma membrane. The transcript has 6 exons.
GGGAGAGGAUCAUAAAAAAGCCAGGAACGGCGACAGUGACAGCGAGCGCCUGUGGCUCCGGCGCCUGUGCGCGAUCCUCCCUCUCACUCACCGCCAACACUCGCACCAAUGCGCGCACUAAGCCAUCACCACCAGAUACCUCCACAUCGCAUUACCGCGUUCGCAUUGUGACAUUUCUCUCUUUAUUUAUCGUUCAGCAUCCGAGGUACGACCGUCGAGACACAAACACUUUAAUUUCAACCCUUUAUCUGAAUGACGGGCGGACGGUUUGACUUCGACGAUGGCGGCACUUUCUGCGGUGGAUGGGAGGAUGGAAAAGCCCACGGACACGGCAUCUGCACCGGCCCGAAGGGCCAGGGCGAAUACUCCGGGUCCUGGUCCAACGGAUUUGAGGUAGUCGGGGCGUACACCUGGCCCAGUGGGAAUACGUACAAGGGCUACUGGGCACAGGGAAAGCGACACGGGCUCGGCGUGGAGUCGAAGGGGAGGUGGCUGUAUCGCGGAGAGUGGAGUCACGGAUUUAAGGGUCGGUAUGGGGUUCGCCAGAGUCUAAAUACACCUGCCAGGUAUGAAGGCACAUGGAGUAAUGGAUUGCAGGACGGAUACGGGGUCGAGACAUACGGGGAUGGGGGUACAUACCAGGGCCAGUGGAUGGGCGGCAUGCGGCAUGGUUAUGGUGUACGUCAGAGCGUGCCUUAUGGCAUGGCCACUGUCAUCCGCUCCCCACUCCGCACCUCACUGGCUUCCCUGCGCAGUGAGCAGAGUAAUGGGUCCGUUCUGCAUGACCACAUGUCAGACAGCCCAGCUGGCACCCGUGGCGGUUUUGUCCUGAACUUCCACAGUGACAGCGAGGUGGGCUCUGGCAAAAAAAAGGGCCUCUUCCGACGGGGCUCACUGUUUGGCAGCCUCAAACAGCUGAGGAAAUCUGACUCCCGCUCCUCCAUAUCCAGCAAACGCAGUUCAGCGCGUAGUGACGCCACUAUGAGCCGAAUCAGCUCCAGUGACGCAAACUCCACUGUAAGUUUUGGUGACGGAGAGGUGGCUGACGAGUACCUGCCAGCAGAGGACAACGUCGAUGCCACCACUACCGAGUCAUACAAUGGCGAGUGGAAGAAUGACAAGCGGAAUGGUUUUGGUGUCAGCGAGCGAUCCAAUGGGAUGAAAUACGAAGGGGAGUGGUUGAACAACAAACGGCAUGGCUAUGGGUCCACAAUGUUCCCUGAUGGGACAAAGGAAGAGGGAAAGUACAAAAAUAACGUUUUGGUGCGUGGCAUCAAGAAGCAGCUCAUUCCCUUAAAGAACGCCAAGACAAGGCAGAAAGUGGACCGUGCUGUGGAAGGAGCCAUACGAGCGUCUGCCAUUGCCCGAACAAAAGUUGAAAUUGCCACCUCAAGAACCGCACACGCCAGGGCUAAGGCAGAGGCAGCUGACCAGGCCGCCCUUUCUGCCAGCCAGGACUCUGACAUCGCCAGAGCAAUUGCGAGGGAUCUGUCCCCCAACUUCCAUCAACCAGGCCCAGAUUAUAUCAAGCAACGGUUUUCCAGUGAGCCCAUUGAAAUCAAAGAAGCCCCAGAGGAAAAGAAAGAGAAAUCACCAUCAGGAAGUCCGCACUUUUAUCGCAAAGGCACCACCCCAACCCAGACCCCUUCCCAAAGCCCAGGUCCUACGCCACCCCCCUCACCACCAGUCAGCAAGAAAAAGCCCUUCUUUAACAGAAGUGCCCAAAAAGCCAUCAAAGAAAACAAUCCCCCUGCUGCCGAAAGCCUUGCAGCGGGUGUCACCAAGGCUACUUCCAGGAUACCUGACAAACAGGAAAUAAGACAGGAAGUAGAACCUGUAACCAAACCCUCCAAGCCACCAGCGCCGGUCUCCAAUGCCUCCAGCCCAGGGAACGGUGAGCUGCACUCCCAGUAUCAUGGAUACUUUGUGAAGGCAGAGGUAAUGAUCCCACCUGAUGAACCAGAGGAGGAAGAACAUCACCAUGUAACUCCGGCUGCUCUUGCCAGGAUCCCCCCACCUGCAAAGCAGUACGACCCACCAACACCCAAACCGGUAAUGGCCAAAGAGAGCAAACCCGAGCCGAAACUGAAGAAACAGGAAUCAUUGAAGCCAAAGAGCCUAGCAGAAACUAAGAAAGCCAGCAUGGAAAUUACAACUGACAUUGUUGAGGAGGAAUCAGGUCCCAACUCAAUAUUGGUCAUACUAGUGAUGCUGAUAAAUAUUGGACUGGCAAUUAUUUUUGUCCAUUUUCUCACUUGACGAAACAUUAAACUCAGUCCUUCCCCCUUGAGUGUGAAAAUGAUUCCUUGUCUGGAGGUUUGCUAUGAUGAUCCUAAGACCAAAAUAGUGUGAAGCAGCUGCUGCUGGCUAGGAGAGGGCCGUAUCUGAGCACCAUGAGAAUUGCGCCAGACUAUGCCAUCGCUCUCCUCCUCUGAGCUCAUAGGAAGGGAAGGGAGUGGAAGGUCACCAGCUGCUUUGUUGUUCUCUUUUUGUAUGUGAACAUGGAGCCUGUAGUGCACUAAAGUUAUUAUAGAAAGAGCCUGUUACAAGUGAGGCAGUAAGCCUUGGCCCUCAGUUUAAAAGAGGAGUGAUAUCAUGUGGUAUGGUAAGACUGGAGGCAUCGAGACUGGACCAACACACAUAGUUCAGUUUCUCAUUGGUAAAGGCCAGUACCUUAUAUCUCACUUGACAUUGUUCCUCAUUAAUAUCAUACUGACGCACGAACUGGAAGAGGAACAUACAGUACAAAGGUAUGUCACAUAGUUUCCAUAACAUCACUGGUAAUUACAUUUCCUGACUUCCAGUACAUUAUUUGUGUUCAAAUUCUGCAACAACAACAACAAAAAAAGGUAUAUUCAUACAAAUGGUCGAUACAAACUUAGAUCCUGUAUAGUUUGGGAAAUAUUUUUGUGGGAAUUGCCAAGGUCAAACAGGAUCGGUUACAGAGAAUUUAUGGUAUGUGAAUGGGAGACAGUGAGAAACCUCAACCAUCUAAAACUACAUACACUGGCUCAUAUAUCAAAGCAAUCGCUUCUAAAGAAAAGGCCCCCACAAUACAUUAAAGAGCCAUUGUGAAAAGAGUGCAUCUUAAAUGUAAUUACAACUGAACUGUUCUGCUUAAACUAGUAACUAAAGGAUGGUGUUCUUCUUCCAAGGCAAGAUUGCACAUAUGACUAAAUCUGUAUAUAAAUCCUAAAUCCUACAUCUAUUCCUAUGUCAACAUUUGUCAUUUUUCCAAAAAGUAAAAUAAAUAAAAUUAACUGAAUAUAUAUUCAAUGAGAAGUCCAGGUAGAAGACAUCUGAUAGUUAAUUCUCCAGUUCAAAAUGACAGCUGUCCUUAUACUAUAUGCAAAACUGUUCUACAACAUUUUUGGCUCCUCAACUUCCCUUUUGAAACAUAAAGUGGACUUUUUGAUAAGGGGCGGGGGUAUAUAUAGAGGCUCCUUAAUUAACACUGUAUGCUUACUCCUCCUGGCCCCAUCCCUUCCAUUAGAGCUAGACUGAUAGGCCCCCAGGGUCAAAGCUGCGAGGUCAACCUGUCCUAAGACACCUGUUCUCUCUUGUCAGGCCUGAAACAGGCUCCCAUUGCGAAUAUGCCACCUCACACCCAACCCUCUUGACAAGAGCUCUACCAAGCCCUGACUUUCCAGCACACAUACUGUAUAUAUAACACUGGCAAAUACAUCUUAUAUGUCUGCUAUGUGCUGCUCAUGGCACUCACCAGUGAUUUCAUUCAUCUUAUGUAAUUUAAGGAAUAUGUUGAAUGUUGUCAUUCAUAUAUGUAUACACAAGCACAUUUCUUUUCAGUAUCAAUUUCAAAGUACAGUAACACUUUAUAAGGUUCUUUAUGUAAUAAUUAGUUAAUUGUAUAUGCAUUAGUUAACAUGGACUAACAACAUGUAGUACUUUCGCAGUGCUUGUUAAUCCUGGUUUGUUACAUUCAACAUAUACUAAUCAAUUUUUCAACAUUAAAAGUCUCAUACAUAAACACUGGCUUAUGUUUUGUGGUCUAACAUAAACCUACAGUGAAAAAUUGUCUAUUUAGAAAUGACCAUUAAACAAGAUUAUGAAAUGCUUUAAGAAAUUACUGGUUAUUGUUAGUUCAUGACAACUAAUUCAUUUUGUGAAUGAAUAGAACCUCAUUGUAAAAUGUUACCAUUCCAUUUCACAUUACUUAAUUAUAUUGAGUAAUAUUAAUUUAUAUACUGGUCAUUGUUAGUUCAUAAUGCAUCAACCAGUGCUGGGUAGAUUACUUCUGAAUUGUAAUCUGGUACUGAUUACAAAUUACAUGACUAAAAUGAUAAUCAAUAAUGUAAUCUCUUCAUACUUGUUUUACUUUAGGUUAUCAAAUCUGAUUACUUUAAGAUUGCUUCUGAACUUACUCUUGUUUAUUUGAUGUCAUGUGCAUUCAAGUAGGAUAUUUCUGUACCAUUUUGACAUAAAAAUACAAAGAGAAAGAAAAUAUAUUCCAUUCUUUAUUUCCAACAAAAACAAAUAUAUAAAAGAAUCAUCAAAGACUUACCGAACAUACUUGAUCAUUAGCCUAAUUUAGAAUAAUUAUUAUUAUUCUGGCAAAUAUUAUACAAUUAUAAAAUAUUAUAAAAUAUAAAAAAAAUGAAAUCUUUUUUUAAGGAUUAAAAAGAAUUAGAAUGAUCAAUAAAUUAUGAACAAUUUGCUGAUUAAUAUGCAAUCAUGCAAUCAUAAAACGUAACUAAUCUGAUUAUGAGUAUUUAAAAUGUAAUUUAAUCUAAUUACAAGUACUUUUAUUUUUGUAAUUUGAUUAUGUAAUCCAUAAUACAUGUAAUCCAUUACUAGCCAGCACUGGCACAAACAUAUUUAGCGAACAAGACUUUACAUUUUAGAAAAUAUCUCUAGAAAUUAAUAUUAUCUAAGAUUAAUAAAUGCUUAAACAUCGUUUAAUAUUGUUCAUUGUUAGUUUAUGUUAACUAAAGUUCUCUAGAAUAUUCAAUUCUCUUUGGUCAAUGGAGCCAUCUAGCGGUCUGAUAUUUCUUUCUUACCACUGCAUGUCCAUGUAUACAGACCGCUCAUCUGGGUAUCUGAGCCAUCUUUCCUGCUUCUC